GGACACGGGUGCUCCCGAAGACAUCCAGGUGACGCAGGUACAAAAGGAGAAGCAGGCAGGCACAGCGUGGGCACAGGGACAUGCCAGCGCACCCGCAGCACUCAGCAACCGCCUUGGGGCAGCCCACAGCUCCUGGACACAGAUCCCUGUGAACAGCCAUGGCAGGGGAAGGGGAGCUCAACCGUGUCAUCAAGGACCUGCAGAAGACCGUGGCCGAGCUGAAAUGCAGCUACCAGGAGCAGAACCUGCCGGUGACAGACGGGAGCCGGGAGCUGCACAGCCUCUGUGCCCAGCUGGAGUUCCUCCUCCAGUUUGACCUCAAGGAGAAGAGGAGCUUCUUUGGGCAGCGCAAGGACUAUUGGGACUUCUUGUGCCAAGGCCUAGCACGGUGCCGGCAGGAGCAUGAAGGCAUUCACUUCGUCACCUCCCUGGACAAGCUGAAGACCCCUGUGGGCAGGGGCCGAGCCUUUCUGCGAUACUGCCUGGUGCACCGGCAGCUGGCAGAGUCCCUGCAGCUCUGCCUCCUCGACCCUGAGAGCCUCUGCGAGUGGUACUACGCCCGUAGCCCCUUCCUGAGCCCCAAACGGCGAGCAGAGAUCCUGGGCAGCCUCUAUGAGCUGGACUGUGUCACCUUCCACCUGGCUCUGCACAGGAGUGACCUGGACACCGCCUGGCCCAUGUUCUCCGAGCCACUGGUACGGCCCAGCCCGGUGAUGAGGCGCAGCCCAGCAAAGACAGCCCUGCAGACAGACAGGAUCAGCACUGUGGCGCAUGGAUGUUCCCAUGGCAUUGGCCAUCCCACUGUGGCACUCCAUGAGGCACCAGCCCAUCCCUGCCCACCCACUUCAGCUGCCCAGCAGGCAGGGAGUGUGGAAAUGGAAGAUAUAGAGGAAGAUGUAGAGGAUGGGGAUGUGAAGAAGGACAUGGAAGAGGAGGAUGAAGAGGAAGUGGAGAAGGAUGACAGUAAGGAUACAAAGGAGGUGAAGGUGGAGGACGUGGAAGUGGACGUGGAAGAGAAUUUGGAAGAGAAGCAUGAAGAGUUGGAGGAGGAUGAGAAGGAGAUGAAGGAUGUGGAUUUAGAGGAACUGGAGGAUGCACAUGGCACUGGCAAAGCAGCCCAGCCCAAUGGUGCUGGAAAACCUGGCAAGUUCCCACUGUCCACUGGCACAAGGCGCAUGCUGGGGUCCCUGUCACUGGUGCCCAGGCAGCCGGGUGGGACAGAGGAAUCCCUGCAGGCACUGGUGUUGCAGCUGAGGGCCGAGCUGGGUCAGCGUGAGGCGGCGGCACAGGCGCUGGCGGCGCAGCUGGCGCGGGCGGACCUGCGGCACCGGCGGCUGGAGGAGGGCAGCGCCCAGCGGGCCCGGCUGUGGGCACGCGAGGCCGAGGCACUGCGGGAAACCAACGCCUUCCUGCAGCGGGCACUGGAGGCAGCGGUGGCAGCAGGGGACCCGGGGGCACUGGCAUGGGCGCAGGAGGAGGCACGGAGCUGGCGAGAAGUGGCAGAGGAGCGGGGUACCCGGCUGGGCAGGGUGCUGGCAGAGGCGGCGGUGCUGACCUCGCGCCUGCAGGAAUGCCAGGAAGCACUGGUGGCGGCAGGACGGACAGACAUGCUGAAGGAUGCUGGUACCUCAAAUGAGGUGGCUGCCGUAGAGGAGGUGCUGCGGCAGGCACUGGAGCUCGCCCGUGGUCCCCAGGAGCCCCCACCAGCCCCCCAGGCAGAAGGGGAGCCCGGCACAGUCGCCCGCAUGGCCAUGCGCUUGGCCAGCCUGGCUGCCACAGCACAGGAGGAGACCUGGCAGAGCCGGCAGCAGCUCCAGGCCCAGCGACAGGAGAUGGCACGGCUGCAGGAGGAGCUCAGCAGGGCCCGGCAGGACGGUGAGCGCUGGGCAUCGGCGCUGCAGCGGGCGCAGCGGGAGGCCCUGGAGCGGGAGGCCACGCGCGGCGCCGAGCAGGCACGGCAGCAGGAGCUCAUCCGCGACAUGAAGGAGCGGCUGCUGGAGCUGCUGCGGGAGAAGGAUGCCCUGUGGCAGAAGACAGAGGGCAUUGACACCCCGAUGCCCGGUCCGGUGCCCCGCGAUCCAGGGUUGUGUGCCCGCUGCCACAAGGAUUUCCGCCUCCUCUCCCGGCGGUACAACUGCAGGCUGUGCCAGGGCAAGGUGUGCCACGCCUGCUCCGUGGACAUGGGCAAGCACGGCCGAUGCUGCCUGAUUUGCUACCAGCAAAGGCACCCGCAGGCCACAUGAGCGGGGGCAGCAGCCCCGGCACCGUGUCUGGGACACCUCCUGCUCUGGCUGCCUCCUCUUGGACUUACUGGGAUGUCCAGGGCCUGUAUGCAGGUCCUGCUGCCCAGCAUUUUGGGUUUGACAUGUGUCUUUCUUGAGGCUGGUCCACAAAGAGGAAAACUUCUCAUUUCUGCUA
Messenger RNA from Motacilla alba alba, 2418 nucleotides. It is a transcript of the gene RUFY4, whose product is annotated as RUN and FYVE domain containing 4. The transcript has 12 exons. The record is from RefSeq and is a predicted model, not a curated record. Gene Ontology annotation, biological process: positive regulation of macroautophagy. The coding region runs from base 159 to 2243 and encodes 694 amino acids. Lineage: Eukaryota; Metazoa; Chordata; Aves; Passeriformes; Motacillidae.